UAUAUGUAUAAUUUAGUAUUACGUGUUUAUGUAUAUGAUAGGUGACACACAUGUGAAUGGAAGAAGUCUUAACAAUUUAGUUUGUUAUGCUGAAGGUUUAACUUCAGUUUCAGCUGUCUCCAAGUCUCCAGCAUUCAGAUUGGUAAAUCAUAAAUACAACAAACCACCCAUGUCUGACAUAUUUUUGAAGAAAGAUGCCCUGAAUUUACUGAAGAAGAAACAUGUUGUCUUCUUUGGUGAUUCCAAUGUGAGAAGUCUUUAUAAGGACUUAUUGUGGCUGAUGAACAAAAAUUCCUUAAUUGAAAAGGAGGUAUUAAAAAGGAAGCUGGAGAAAUCAUAUCUAGAAGAUACAUUGGUGAAAUGCAGUGCGCUGCAUAAAGGAAGAGACUUUGAAGAGGUUCGAAGAUAUGAGAGAGGCAAUGUUUGUGUGGAAUACUCCUUCAUUACGAGGUGCUGGAAUAGCAGCAUUGAGCGUAUGAUGUCAGCCAUAAAGCAGAAGGAAAAACCAGCGCCUGAUGUAAUUGUGAUGAAUUCAUGCCUUUGGGAUAUCACCAGAUGGGGACCAAAUGGCGUUACUGCAUACAGGGAUAACAUGGUGAAACUGAUGAAGCUCUUUCAAAGCAGCCUCCCCACAGAAACGCUUGUAAUAUGGACAACAGCGCCACCUGUUUCCACAUCCUGCUUUGGGGCAUUACUAGUCAAGCAGGUAGAAUUUCUGCAGCACACUCUCCGAUUUGAAGUGAUGGAAGCAAACAUGUUCGCACGACAGAUUGUUGUGUCCCACGGGUUUGAUGUUUUAGAUAUUCACCAUCAUCUGCGUAUGCAGAUUCACAGGAGGGCAACUGAUGGAAUCCACUGGCUCCCAAUGCCUGUACGACAUAUGACAAAUCUUCUUCUCACGCAUAUUGCUUUGUCCUGGAAUGUCCCGCUGCCUGGUAAUUUCCAUAGCCGAAUUCUGGAAUCUAUACAGAAUCAUGAAACCGGAGAUAAAGCGGAGAUUGUGUUCCCUUCCUUGCCUCCUGCACUUGUGGAUGCAGAGGAGCCUGACAGAGGCACUACAGUGGAGUUGAAGCAUCCUGCAUCUCAGCCACAAGUGAAGACGCAUAGGAUUUCAGGGUUAAUGCAAAGAAGGAAGAAGAACAAGAAGGCCUCCAGGGUGCCACCAUCAUUGCCACAUCCACCCGUGAACAAAGAGAAUGUUCUUCCGAGGUCACAUGACCUUUAUGAGAGGUAUAACAAGUAUGGGGAGGUCCUGGAGCCCUGGGAACCUGUCACUUUGUAUAACAACUAUGGGGAGCCCAUCACCAUGAAACAACCAUUUUAUCGCAUGAUUAAGCGGCCCUGGCACCAGAGUUUGUUUCACAGGCAACAGAGAAAAGUUGCACCAUAUCAUUUCUGAAUGUCUCAUAUUGUCUCAUCCGCGCCUACACAGUGGGUGGCUAUUCAAUUAAAAUUCUUUCUUUUGGAUUUGUGGUUCUCAUGUUUUUUGACUUUGAAAGGUGUACUCUUGUGGGUUGUAGCACUGCGUACUUUAUAGAGGAAUGUACCACCUCCAUCUUCAGGGUUGAAUAGGAACCCAAACAAAUCACCAAGCUGAGUAAGCCAUGCAGGGAAAGGUACAGAUGUAGACUGGAG
Molecule: messenger RNA, 1635 nt
Organism: Cryptotermes secundus
Lineage: Eukaryota; Metazoa; Arthropoda; Insecta; Blattodea; Kalotermitidae
Product: PC-esterase domain-containing protein 1A
Exons: 10
Coding region: 29-1399 (456 amino acids)
Source: RefSeq, a predicted model, not a curated record